Trichomycterus rosablanca is the source of this 1718-nucleotide messenger RNA. It is a transcript of the gene coro1a, whose product is annotated as coronin, actin binding protein, 1A. Gene Ontology annotation, molecular function: actin filament binding. The coding region runs from base 128 to 1498 and encodes 456 amino acids. Gene Ontology annotation, biological process: actin filament organization; cell migration. The transcript has 11 exons. The record is from RefSeq and is a predicted model, not a curated record. NCBI's taxonomy places the organism in Eukaryota, Metazoa, Chordata, Actinopteri, Siluriformes, Trichomycteridae.
UUUCUCUCUCUCUCCCUCCGUCACCUCAUCAUUCAUCACUCCUCCAUCACUCCUUCAUCAGGGACCGCACAGCGCACCGAACCGAACCCGCCCCGCCGCAACGCGCCUCUAACUAAAGCAGGUCAUCAUGUCCAGAAAGGUUGUCCGGACCAGCAAGUUCCGUCACGUCUUUGGCCAGGGCGUGAAGGCCGACCAGUGCUACGAUGACAUCAGGAUCUCUCAGAUGACCUGGGACAGCAACUUCUGCUCGGUCAACCCCAAGUUUGUGGCCAUGAUUGUGGACGCCAGCGGAGGGGGGGCCUUCAUCGUCCUGCCGCUCGGCAAGACGGGCCGCAUCGACAUGUCCAACCCCACCGUGUGUGGACACACCGGCCCGGUGCUGGACAUCGAGUGGUGCCCUCACAACGACAACAUCAUUGCCAGCGGCUCCGAGGACUGCAGCGUCAUGAUCUGGGAGAUUCCGGAAGGCGGUCUGACGACCCCUCUGAAGGACCCAGUGGUGAAGUUGGACGGUCACUCUAAACGUGUGGGCAUUCUUAGCUGGCACCCCACGGCACACAACGUCCUGAUGACGGCAGGCUGCGAUAACGUGGUGAUCCUGUGGAACGUGGCCCGCGGCGAGGCCGUGGUGAGGAUGGACUCCGUACACACCGACCUGAUCUACAGCGCCUGCUGGAACAGCGACGGUUCGCAGAUCCUCACGUCCUGCAAGGACAAGAAGCUGCGCGUGCUGAACCCGCGCAAGGGCACCGUCAUCGCCGAGAAGGAGAAGCCUCACGAGGGCUCGAGGCCGGUCAGGGCUGUGUUUGUGUCCGAGGGUAAAAUCCUGACCACCGGAUUCAGCCGCAUGAGUGAGAGACAGGUGGCGCUGUGGGACCCGAACAGCUUUGAUGAGCCGCUCACCCUGCAGGAGCUGGACACCAGCAGCGGCGUCCUGCUGCCCUUCUUCGACCCGGACACGGGCAUCAUCUACCUGUGUGGAAAGGGUGACAGCAGCAUUCGAUACUUUGAAGUGACGGACGAGGCUCCCUACGUGCACUACCUGUCCAUGUACAGCAGUAAAGAAAGCCAGAAGGGAAUGGGCUACAUGCCUAAGAGAGGACUAGAGGUCAACAAGUGUGAAAUCGCCAGAUUUUAUAAACUGCAUGAGCGGAAGUGUGAGCCCAUCGUCAUGACCGUACCACGCAAGUCCGACCUGUUUCAGGAAGACCUGUACCCCGACACGGUUGGUCCGGACUCGUCGGUCGAGGCUGACGAGUGGUUUGCAGGGAAAGAGGGUAAACCCAUCCUGAUCUCACUGAAGGAUGGCUUUGUUGCCACUACUAAGAACAAAGAGUUUAAAGUCAUCAAGAGCCUCAUGUCCACCCCGUCGGCCUCCGGUGGACUGAAGCAAACCAACGGAGCGGAUGUGCAGGCUCUGCAGAGCGAGGUGAAGGAGCUGAGAGAGAUGGUUGAGGAGCUGACCAAGCGAGUGAGUGAGCUGGAGAGCAAGAGAUGAAGAAGAGCAGAAUAAUGAAACGAGUGUAGAAUGAACAAAUGAGUGUUUUUAAAAGCUAAGAGUGAGUUAGGGUGAGUGAGUGAGCGAGUGAGAUAGAGAUGAGGAGAGAGAGAGAUUUAUGUUGCAGCUUUUUACAAACCAAAUAUUGCUCUUCAGGGAUUUUUAAUAAUGUCUUUUUUAAUAUAUGUCUCAAAACAAUUGAAAUAAAUGUCUGAUUUUA